AUGUCGUUCGCCGGGCUCAAGAAACAAUUCAACAAGGCUAAUCAGGUAUGUUAAUAUUAAAUUAUUGUUUUUGAUCUUUAGGUAAAUUGAAGAAGAGUGUUUUUUGGUAAGAGUGAUUUUGGUGGAUUCGUGCUUCUUUUAAGGGUCAAGGUCUUAAAAAACAAUUGUUUUGAAGCAAGUUAUGAGUAAUAAUAUUUUAAGUUGACUGAAGGUAAUGGAUAAUAUGUUUUCAGUAUCUCAGCGAGACGAUGGGCGCUGCUGAGGCAACAAAACUUGAUGAAGAGUUCAAUGAGAUGGAACGAGUAAGUUUUUGGGCUAUAAAAUCGUAUUAAAGAUAGUUAAAUAUCGGUUUUGUUGGUUUAUAUACAUUACCUAAAUUCAUUUGUAGCUGAAGUGUAAUAUUUUUACGUCAAAAACAUUUUAAUCUUUAAAUUUCAGAAGAUUGACCUGACCUACGAGUUAGUAGGAGCCUUGACAGCCGGCACUAAUGAGUAUCUUCAACCAAAUCCAGCAACACGAGCUAAAAUGGCAGCUAUGGGUGCCAUGAGUAAGGUCCGAGGUACCACAAAGUCCCAAUCUUACCCACAAACGGAAGGUCUUCUGUCUGAGACUAUGCAAAAGUAUGGCAAAGGUCUAGGCGAUGAUUCGGACUUGGGAAAAGCUUUGGUGGAUUCUUCAGAAGCCUUCAGGCAGAUGGCUGAUAUCAAGUAUCAACUGGAAGAUGUUGUAAAACAUAACUUUUUGGAUCCAAUCACUCAUUUGAUGAACAAUGAGUUGAAGGAUGUUAAUGUAUGUUGUUUAGUUUGUUUUGCUUUUGAUUUUAGGUGAUUUCAACAGAGUUAUCAUUGGCAAGAGAGUUAUGAUUCUAAUUAUAUUGUUAUACCUUCAGACUCAUCGGACUAAACUAAAGGGCCGUAGACUGGACUAUGAUUGUAAAAAGAGAAAGCAAACACGAGAUGAUGAACUUCUACAAGCUGAGGAGAAACUAGAGGAAUCUAAGAAGCUUACGGAACAAGCUAUGUUCAAUGUUUUGAGCAAUGAUGUGAGUUGGAAUUGUUUAUGGGAACUUUUUGGUGUUUCUUUUUAAAAAGUUGCUAAAACUGUCUAAUAAAACCGUAUUUUACAACAAAUUUUAGAUUUAUUUUAAGUAUAUUAAACUCAAAAUUGAUUGAAUUAAAAUUUUUAGGUAGAACAAAUUUCUCAAUUGAAGGCUCUGGUUGACGCCCAGCUUGAUUUCCAUCAACAAACUCUUCAUGUUUUAGAAAACUUGAAGGGACAAUUAGAUAACAGGAUAAAGGAAUGUUGUGCGCGGCCGAGACGAGACCACAGUGUGAAGCCAGUACUGAUGGAUAGAACGCCGAGAAGCCGGUAAGGAUUUUAGAGGGUUUUCUUGGGGUUUAGGUAAUAAGAAUGAUUUUGUAGGUUUUUAGGGGUUUUACUUACAAAAUUUAUUGUUUAUGUGAAAUGAUGGGGAUAUUUUCAUUUUAAGGCAAAUUGUUACUUAUAAAGUUGUUUUUUUGCCUUUAGAUGGGUUUUAUUACCUAAAUUUUUUUGUUUUGUGGCUUUUAAGGUAUUUUUGUUACCUGAAAUUGAUGUUUUUGGCGUUUUUAACGGAAUUUUUUACCUAAAAUAAGCAAACGUUCUUUUUUGGGGGUUUAAGCUUUAAAAAACUAUUUUAGAUAGAUUUUUAGGUAACAAUGUUUAUGAACAUGCAAACUUUUUAGUUUUUAGAGUUAAAAACUUUAUUUUAGGCUAAAGUUCUAACUAAAAAACUUCAUUUUAUGCUAGAAUAAUAUCUAAAACAAGCAGUUGUUACCUAAAAAAAUAUUUUUCAGAUCCCCAGUAUCAGGCGUCGUAGCCGGCACCAACAACCUGAACUUUGGUGAGUCGGCUCCACCAGCUCAGAAUGGUGGCUCCCACUUCACCCCCACUCCAGCCGCCGCUCCAGCUUCGACCAAACCUCAGCCAUCAUGCAAAGCCUUGUUCGACUUCGAAGCCCAGAACCCAGGGGAGUUGGAGUUCAAGGAGGGUCAGGUCGUGGAGCUCCUGAACCAAGUCGACGAGAACUGGUACGAAGGCAGAAUCAACGGAAAAACCGGCUUCUUCCCCAUCUCCUACGUCCAGGUCUUGGUGCCAUUGUAA
Messenger RNA from Bursaphelenchus okinawaensis, 2142 nucleotides. The record is from the annotation of a GenBank genome assembly. NCBI's taxonomy places the organism in Eukaryota, Metazoa, Nematoda, Chromadorea, Rhabditida, Aphelenchoididae.